AUGGAUUUUGACAUUGGGGGAGACCACUUCGACACAGUGGGAGAGGAAUCAUCAAGUGCAGAGGAAUGGUACAAGGGCGCAGGGACUUGUUACUCUCGGGACGGCACAACCUUCUUGGACCUAUUCGACGCUGAUGAGUAUGCGGACUGCAGGAAAGAUAAUCAUUUUUAUCCUUUUGCAUCGAGGAAUGAGUGGGAAGUUGCUGAUUUUCUUCUUCGGUCCUCCCUCAGUAUGGCGGCAAUUGAUGAAUUUUUGGCACUCUCGAUGAUUCGCAAACUAAAACUAUCUUUCAACAACGCUAAAGAAUUACGAAGCCGUGCCAAGAUGCUCCCCAAGGGACCGAGCUGGAAAUGUCAACCCAUUACCUCGCCCCAUAGCACGAAACACCCAAUCCGACUAUUCUGGAGGGAUCCUGUUGAAUGCUUAGAGAGUCUGUUCAGCAACCCCCUCUUCCAUGACAAGCUUGACUUUGUCCCUCGUCGCGCUCUGCAAAACCAACUACCUAGAGGCGCUACAAUCCUUGGGACUGUACUAUCUUCCGACAAAACAAACAUCACCACUAUGACUGGUGCCAGGGUCGCUCAUCCACUUCUUCUAGGCCUUGCAAAUAUCUGCAUGCGCACUCGCACCAAACUCUCGUCUAGGGCAUUCCUACUUACAGCUCUCCUCCCUAUCCCACAGUAUUUGCACCCCAAUCAACGGAUGUGGGGCGUGCUCGAAGAUCGCCUCAUACACAAGUGUCUUGUCAUUGUCUUGAAACCAUUGAUGAUAGCAGCCGAGAUCGGGAUCAUGAUGUCAGAUCCAGUGGGCAAUGUUCGUCAUUGUUAUACGCCUCUUGCAGCCUACAUUGUCGACACCCCCGAGGCAUGUAUGCUUGCAUGCGUGCGUGGCAAAACUUCCCCGUUCACCAUGGCGUCAUAUCUUGAGUUUGGGGAUGAUUUUCGUCAUCCCGAACGCACGCGCUCUGUCACACUUGAACAGCUUGCGAACAUCAAGGCCGACCCCAAUAACCUCGAAGCUUUUUUUGAAGCAUGCGCUGAAUACCGGCUAAACGGUGUUCACGCACCUUUCUGGAUGUACUGGCCGUAUGCUGAUCCCUCAGUCUUUCUGACACUGGAAUCUCUGCACCACUGGCAUAAGGAAUUUUGGGAUCACGACCUUCACUGGUGUCUUGUAGCUGUUGGAGCACUGGAACUUGAUUUUAGAUUCUCGAUUUUGCAGCCAAUCACAGGCUACCGCCACUUCUCUUGUGGAAUCUCAAAGCUCAAGCAAGUCACAGGGAGAGUUCACCGUGAUGUUCAGCGCUACAUCGUUGGUUUGAUCGCUGGUACAGCCCCUCGUCGUUUUGUAACCGCGAUCCAUGCCCUUAUGGAUGUCCAAUACAUGGCGCAAUCCCCUUCCCCCGAUGAUAACCUAUUGACAUCUAUCAACCAAUCGCUCUUGAUAUUUCAUCAAAACAAAGAUGUCAUCAUGUCAUUGGGCGCACGGAUGGGUACUAAGAAACCAAUCGACAAUUGGUUCAUACCUAAGCUGGAGCUAAUGCAGAGCAUUACUGCUAGUACACAUAAAGUCGGUGCUCUCAUCCAAUGGUCUGCGGAUGCCACCGAACAUGCUCACAUAUCCGAAAUCAAGGACCUCGCACGACAUACCAACAAUAACGAUUACGAUCCGCAAAUCUGUCGUCACUUGGAUUGA
Molecule: messenger RNA, 1695 nt
Organism: Suillus discolor
Lineage: Eukaryota; Fungi; Basidiomycota; Agaricomycetes; Boletales; Suillaceae
Exons: 3
Coding region: 1-1695 (564 amino acids)
Source: RefSeq, a predicted model, not a curated record